AUGCAGUUGCCCAACGGCUUCACUGCCAUCAAGGAUGCAACAUCAGAAGGUCAAAGCGUCAAUCUGAUAGGCGUUCUUGUCGCUUGCGAUGGCCCAAAAUCCUCUAAAGGGUCCGACCAUGUUCUUUCCUUCACUAUCCAAGACGACUUUGCGGACGCCUCUGCCAGUACCUACUCCUCCAUAAAUGGUCGCAUGUUCAAACCACCAAAUAGGUUUCCUAAGAUCUCUGGUCUUGGAGACAUCGUAAUCCUUCGUAAUGCCAAGCUUAAGGAAUGGAAUGGGCGUAUGGAAUGCAUUGGCGACAGACAAUUUACCCAUAUGACCGUAUUCCCUAGCAGCUUGAUUCCUGUCCCGGAGCUCAGCCAUGCCUACCAAGCUGGCAGUCAAAAGCUCCCUUGCGAUUCGUCUUGGGGGGCUUCGCAACCCACCAUCCCAGAGCAAAUGGCUGCCAUACACCUGAAACACGCCUCUUCUGGUUCAAGCCAGCAACUACGACAGCAUGCAGCGACGACUGCGUUCAAGACCCAAACAGGGAAAAAGGACUAUUUGAUUAAAGACUUGCAGUUUAACACUUUCGCGAACAUCCGAGCACAGGUUGUCAACAUUUACCACUACCAUGGCCAAGUCGACUUGAAAGUUACCGACUACACUCCAAACGAGAGCAUGUUUUAUUACGCCGAUCCUGAAAAGGAAGAUAUCUUUCACGUUGUAGAUAGACACUGGAAAGGUCCAUACGGAUACUUGACUCUCAGCGUAACGUUGUACGAAGAAAACGCAAACUGGGCAAGAGAAAACCUGGCGAUGGGUGACUAUGUUUUCAUACGAAACAUGAGAGUCAAAUUGUCUGCCCGUGGCAAACUUGAGGGCGCAGUGCAUCAAGACAAAGUCAACACAUCACAAGUCGACAUACGUCGUUUGAGUAGCGCGUCAGAAAUUGCGGAAAUCGAUAGCCGACGGAAAGAAUACGAAAGCAAACGUGGCAGUGUAACAGCUUUCGAAAAAAUACAGAGUGAAGCUAAAAAGCCUUCUGUCAAAACAUCACACAGCAAGAAGUCGGCCAAAAGAGAGCGACUGCGCGCUGAGAAAGAAGCCGAGCAGCAAGAAAUUGAAAAGAAGGCCCGUGAAUGGGAAGCCGCACGUGCUGGCUUGAACAAUAAUAUCCGAUGCGCUCACGUUGACAUGAAGUCUUCCACAAUUUCCGAAAUCAUACACAAUCCCCAUCUUCGUGUGCGCACACUUGAAAAAUGUAAUGACUAUGAACUUCCUUUUGUCAAUUGCCGUUACCGAUCUCGUGUGCGCGCAGUGGAUGUAUUCCCUCCCAAACUCGAACUCUUUGCUCACUCUCUAAAUGAUCCGAACUGGUCCAAACGAUCUGAAAAGCAUCAUGGAGACAGUACGUACUCGAAAGAACGAUGGGAAUGGGGAUUCGUACUCCUACUGGAAGAUGCAGAAAUACCUCGGGGCGGUGUGUCUGAGAAGCUGCGUGUUGUUGUGAAUAAUAGCUCAGCACAGUACCUGUUGAAGCUGAAUGCGCAAGACCUCAAGAACAAUCCCAAGGUGCUCAGACAACUUGAACAUAAAAUGUUCCUUCUUUGGGGAAACUUAAUGGAGUUGAAGACAGAAUUGAUAGCCAAAGGCUCCGAUCUCCCAUUACCACCUGGUGACAACCGUUUGCAGAACAAGCCUUUUGACACAUGCAUAGAAGAGUAUGGCUGCGAGGUACCCGUCACGGAGGACCACCCGUUUGGUUAUCAGCGCAUGCAUAGCCUGGCACUGACGACGAUCAUGGAUUGA
Messenger RNA from Bipolaris oryzae ATCC 44560, 1794 nucleotides. RefSeq lists its product as uncharacterized. Gene Ontology annotation, cellular component: nuclear telomere cap complex; chromosome, telomeric region. The transcript is spliced from 3 exons. The coding region runs from base 1 to 1794 and encodes 597 amino acids. The record is from RefSeq and is a predicted model, not a curated record. Gene Ontology annotation, molecular function: G-rich strand telomeric DNA binding; telomerase inhibitor activity. Lineage: Eukaryota; Fungi; Ascomycota; Dothideomycetes; Pleosporales; Pleosporaceae. Gene Ontology annotation, biological process: regulation of telomere maintenance via telomerase; telomere capping.